AUAACUGGGCGGUAUAAAGCGGAAGCUAGGCAUAACAGAAAGAUAAGACAAGAAAACAAGAAAAUAGUAUAAAAUUUUCGUUCAAUUAUGGAUUCAAAAGGGCACAGGGUUGUUGUAUGUGAUAAUGGGACCGGGUUUGUCAAGUGUGGAUUCGCUGGAUCAAACUUUCCCGAGCAUAUUUUUCCGUCAAUGGUUGGACGGCCAAUUAUUCGCUCGACGGCAAAAGUUGGCGAUAUAGAAAUUAAGGAUUUAAUGGUUGGAGACGAAGCUAGUCAACUGAGGCACAUGUUAGAAUGUAACUAUCCAAUGGAUAAUGGAAUUGUAAGAAGUUGGGAUGACAUGAAGCAUGUGUGGGAUUAUACGUUUGGUCCAUCAAAACUAAAUCUUGACACUAAAAACUGCAAGGUCUUACUUACGGAGCCACCAAUGAAUCCAAUGAAAAAUCGUGAAAAAAUGAUAGAGGUGAUGUUUGAGAAUUAUCAAAUGGCAGGUGUCUACAUAGCCAUUCAAGCUGUUUUGACAUUGUAUGCACAAGGUUUAUUAACUGGAGUUGUAAUCGACUCAGGUGAUGGAGUGACUCAUAUUUGUCCUGUGUAUGAGGGUUUUGCUUUACCACAUUUAACUAGAAGAUUGGACAUUGCUGGUCGUGACAUCACAAAAUAUCUAAUUAAAUUGCUACUACUACGAGGCUAUGCAUUUAACCACACUGCAGACUUUGAAACUGUUCGCAUGAUGAAGGAAAAGUUAUGUUAUGUUGGAUAUAACAUAGAGCAAGAACAAAAGUUAGCUAAUGAAACCACUGUGCUUGUGGAACAGUAUACACUGCCUGAUGGUCGCAUUGUGAAAGUUAGUGGUGAAAGAUUUGAAGCACCAGAGGCUCUCUUCCAACCUCAUCUUAUCAAUGUGGAGGGUGUUGGGAUGGCUGAGUUGUUGUUCAACACCAUUCAAGCUGCAGACAUUGAUACAAGAAUGGAGUUCUAUAAGCACAUUGUGUUGUCAGGAGGGUCCACAAUGUACCCUGGAUUGCCAAGUCGCUUAGAACGGGAAAUAAAGCAACUGUACCUUGAGCGAGUGCUGAAAGGAGAUGGAAAAAAUCUUGCUAAAUUCAAGAUUCGAAUUGAGGAUCCGCCACGUCGUAAGCACAUGGUGUUUCUGGGUGGAGCUGUUCUGGCAGAAAUCAUGAAAGAUAAAGAUAAUUUUUGGAUAACCAAACAAGAAUACGAAGAAAAAGGCACAAAGUGUUUGGAAAAACUUGGAGUUAGUGUUUAGAACUCUUUGAGGGCCUAAUCAAUUCAAUUAUGUUACAAACCAACCCAGUUAUUUUCUAAUCUCGUGAUUUAAGUACUUUUUUUAAUGCAGCCAUUGCAUUGCUACACUCAGAUACAAAAAAACUACAUAAGAUUGCUUUUGCUAAAAAAGUGAGAUCAAUCAUAUGUUUUAACAAUUUCUAUAAUAUGGCAUAACUACAAGAUAAUAUUCUGCUUUUCAAAUGUAAAAGCUGUAGAAGUUGCCACUUGUGGAGCAUAUAUUUAUGUUUCAUUUUUGGCUGUAUCCUCAAUUGUAAAGACACAAGUGUUUUGUAGUUCUCUUUACAAGAUUAUGAUGCGUAACGUGUAAUUUAAAUUUAUAAAUAUAUUUGCAAAAAGA
Xenia sp. Carnegie-2017 is the source of this 1647-nucleotide messenger RNA. RefSeq names its product actin-related protein 2-B. The record is from RefSeq and is a predicted model, not a curated record. The transcript has 10 exons. Gene Ontology annotation, molecular function: actin filament binding. Gene Ontology annotation, biological process: Arp2/3 complex-mediated actin nucleation. Gene Ontology annotation, cellular component: actin cortical patch; Arp2/3 protein complex. NCBI's taxonomy places the organism in Eukaryota, Metazoa, Cnidaria, Anthozoa, Malacalcyonacea, Xeniidae. Bases 88 to 1269 code for a protein of 393 amino acids.